Molecule: messenger RNA, 893 nt
Organism: Daucus carota subsp. sativus
Lineage: Eukaryota; Viridiplantae; Streptophyta; Magnoliopsida; Apiales; Apiaceae
Product: gluconokinase
Exons: 5
Coding region: 245-790 (181 amino acids)
Cellular component (GO): cytoplasm
Molecular function (GO): gluconokinase activity
Source: RefSeq, a predicted model, not a curated record
ACGGGAACUCGUAAGUCAUAGUAUCGGCCAAACGGGUGCCAUGAACUCCAAAUGUGAGAGGAUGAUUGGUUCAAGGGGUUGACAAGGUAGAUUGAUUACGCCUCUUUGUUUCAGCCUGCUCCUGUAGUGGACCAACAUUUCAGUCUCUUUCGGGCGCUUCUGCUAUUUUCUUGUAUAGCAUCAACUCGCAUCUUCAGCUUUAACUUAAUUCAUUAUCGAUUACAGCUUUCUAAUCUGCCAAGCCAUGGCAACUCAUACUAAAGGGAUUGCUAUUGUGAUUAUGGGUGUCAGUGGUGCUGGGAAAUCGACCAUAGGCAAGAUGUUAGCAGAAGCCAUAAAUUGUAGCUUUCUUGAUGCUGAUGACUACCAUUCACAAUCAAACAAAGAAAAGAUGAAGAAAGGGAUUCCUUUAUCAGAAGAAGACCGGAUACCAUGGCUUGAAACUCUACGAGAUUGCCUCAGAACAAGCCUAGUCGGCGGAAAAAGCGUGGUACUCGGGUGUUCUGCGCUGCAAAAGCAUUACAGAGAUAUUUUAAGAUCUGCUGAUCCAAAUUACAGACCAAGUUGCUAUGCUUGUGCUGUAAAGUUUAUUCUGUUGAAUGUUCAGGCUGACGUGCUUGCUGCUCGAUUAGAGAAAAGAGCAGCAGAGGGUAAGCAUUUCAUGCCGCUUAAGCUCUUGCAAUCUCAACUAGAUUUGCUUCAGAUUGACAGUUCAGAGGGAAUAUAUGAAGUUGAUGCUACACAGAGUCCCGAGACCAUUGUCAAAUAUGCAUUAGCAUUGAUUUUCUGAUCUAAGAAGGCCACUUUUGUAUUGUUUACUCGAAACAAAAACAUCAAAUAUAUAUAUAUAUAUGUCCGUUUAACUUCAAUGUUAUUAACAUUAACAAUAAGAA